ACGCCGACUUUCGGCGCACGCGCGUUCGUUUCACCGCUCGGUUCAGACGGGUAGGAACCUCCGAUGCGACGCUUUGCAUCGACGUCAGUUCAGCAGCUUUAGCAAUUAGCUAGCCAAAGAUGAAAUAAAUAGGUCGUGAUGUGAUCAGGUGACUUUGGCGUAGUGCGAAGAGUUGAUGGACAGACAAUCGCGAAUUAAUAUUAAAUCGAAGUCGAUAUCCGUCUGCACGGAGGAACGAUGGAGGAAAUAUUUCAAAACGGGAAUUACGACGAUAGACUAGGAAAUAACAUCUCAACAAUAACAACAACAGCCAACAUGACUACAUCAGAGGAAAUAAUACGGAAAGAGGAUUGUCUUCUUGAUCAUAUGGAAAUCGUGAUAGUGGAGGCAGAAAAGCGUGCCAACGGAGCUUUAAAUCUCAGAGAAUUUUACACGGUUUAUUUGGUGGAAACCAAAGUAACCGAUCCAGAUUUCAAAGGCGCUCUGACACGACUUAGUUCGUUAUGGAGACGCUACACCGAAUUUGAAUUGUUACGUGCUUACCUGGAGGUAUCUUAUCCUUACAUAGUGUUGCCUGCGCUGCCUGAGAAGAAGGUACUUUAUGGAUGGCAAAAGGUAGCUUCAGAUACGUUCGAUCCUGACUUUGUCGAUCGCCGUAGAGCUGGACUUGAGAAUUUCCUGUUGCGUGUUGCUUCACAUCCAGUGUUAUCACACGACGAACACUUCAUGGGUUUCUUGCAGCAGGAAAACGAUUGGCGAGAGAGUAUCAAGGAAACUGGCUAUCUGCAUCUAGCAGAAUCCAAGCUAAAAGCUCUUAGCGUAGCUGUGAGACUGAAAAAACCUGAUAAACGAUUUGAAACAAUAAAAAACUACGGAAUUGAAUUACAGAGCAAUUUAUGCAACCUACUUAGAGUUCGAGCACGUCUGGUUGAAAAGCAAUAUGGACUGUACAAAUUACACGCUAAUUAUGGACGUGUGUUCAGCGAGUGGAGUGCUAUAGAGAAAGAAAUGGGCGAUGGUCUGCAGAAAUCUGGACAUUACUUAGACUCCAUAGCCGCGAGUAUUGACACAGCUCUAGAGGAGGAGGAACUCAUCGCAGACCAAUUGAAGGAGUGGUUAUUUGGGGCUUCUGCACUACAGGCAGUCGUCAGACGAAGAGAAGCUUUGCAACUGGUUAGCGAUGAGACCUACGAUUCUCUCACCGCGACUUGUGAGCAUAAGGAUAAAUUGCAGCAAGGUAAAACUGGGCUCAUAUCCCGUCUGUUCGGGUCUGUGGAUACAGAAGAGGUGCGUGAGCUGAAGGUUCACCAGCUGGAGCAGAGAAUUAAUCAAAGUGAAACAGCUGUGAAACAGGCGAACGAAGACUUGGAAUCUUUCUCCAUCAAAGCAAUGGUGGAUAUAGAAAGAUUCCAGCACCAGAAAGUACUAGAUUUGAAGGAAACUCUCGCUGCAUAUUGUGUUCUACAGUUUAAGUUAGCUAGAAAGGGUCUUCAAACUUGGCAACAUAUCAAAGAUUGCCUUGAGAGUAUUCCUUAAGCUAUUCAAAGCACAUCCUGCAAGUACAAUAUCUCUUUAUCAAGUGCAACAUCACAAAACAACCUUAAUCGUUCCAUGUCACCCGAUGUACAUCUACAUUCCUGCAUUUAUAAGCUCUCCUGACGUUUGAUGUUCUAAGGUUAUUUAAAUAUUCUUAUUUAAUAGAUAUUAGUUUGUGCAUAAUACAUAAUGAGCACAGCGUAUACGCGUUGUGUAUAAAUACCUGAAAGACGAGCAGCACCGUUUAGUAUUUAUAUGUACCUACAUCUAUAUAUUUAAAACAAAAAACAUAUAUAUAUUUAUGAAUAUAGAUAUAUACGUGUAUAUAUAUAUUCUAUUGUUCGGCAAAGUUUAAGUAAAAGCGUCUGCGUAAUUUGACGCAAAAUUUGCUUUAAAAAUUUAAUAAACUUCGCAUAUGUACGUACAACGUUCCU
Messenger RNA from Neodiprion fabricii, 1970 nucleotides. Its product is annotated as sorting nexin-4-like. Gene Ontology annotation, molecular function: phosphatidylinositol binding. The record is from RefSeq and is a predicted model, not a curated record. Lineage: Eukaryota; Metazoa; Arthropoda; Insecta; Hymenoptera; Diprionidae. Bases 238 to 1536 code for a protein of 432 amino acids. Gene Ontology annotation, biological process: protein transport. The transcript is spliced from 10 exons.